AAUCGUGUGCCCGCCGACGACGUUUGCAGUUUAUUGUGCGCGCGUGUCCGUGAAACACGGUCGAUAUAACAGAUAUUACAAGUACCAAUUAUUGUUCGACCAAAAAAAAAGUUAAAUUUGUAUUGAUUAAAAUUUUACUUUUUUUUAAAAAAAAAUUUGUUCGUUACCAUAUCAAUAAAAAAUAUUUAUAUUUGAGCCGGUGUAUACAGUGUGCGCGAUCCGUUCCCUCAGAUGGAAGGCUGACGGUUUUAUGCAGUGAUUGCGCCCCACGUAUUAUUCCAUAAUAUAUUACACGAUUGGAAUUAAUUCCCGGAGAUAAUGGCCAACCAUCGCGGAAGAAAUGAAAUAUUAUCCGGUAAUUUUUUACCAGUUUUAUAUAAAACAAAAUAAAUCGCGAAAUUGCACGCUAAAUUUUACGACGAUGAUUUUGAUGUAUUAGUAAAAUUUUAAUGUUGUCUCUCACCACAAAAAAAAAAAAAAAAAAAAAAAAAAAAAAUAAAAAAAAAUAUACUAAUAAAUUAAUAAAACAUAAAUAUUGACGCCUAAUGACGGAAACAUGUUUUAUUGAAUAUUUGUUUGGUUAACGUUUGAAGUUUACAUUUUAAUAUUAUAAUUUACUCCUCGAAUUCGCGUUUUCUGUCGUCAAUGUUGCAUAUUGAUGAUCAUAUCCGAUUAUACGUGAAGUAUUGCCAAGUUGUUAAGACAAUCAUUUCAUAUUUCAAAAAAAAAAUAUCUUGAUUUUACAUAAAUUUAUUGUAUUUAUUGUUUAUUAAUUGUACCCUGCUCAACGUCCCUAAAUAGUCUCUGGAUUUGGCGAUCGCGUAGGAGCACCUGCCUUUAAGCCGGUAUUUUAAUAAGAUUACGAGUAUAUAGCGUAGCGUUUAAUAUUAUAAAUGUAUAAUCAAGUCAGAAAAUAUAUUAGUAAGUACUUUUUAAUUAUUUAGAAUAUUAUAACACAAAAAUGUGUCGAACUGACCAAAAUAAUAAUAUAAUAUCAAAACUGUUAUGGGGGGGAGGGAGGAGACGAAGCUGAUUUUUCAGCAAUUUAUUAUUAAGAUUAUUAUUUUUUUUUAUAAAUAUAUAGGUAGGUACUCAAAAGAUAUGAUGUAUAUUAUUAUUACACACAUUAAAGAGGAAAAGAUCAUAGGGAGAUGUGUCCUCCUCCGUUUGAUUGUCUCUAAUUUCUUAUUCAGUGUUUAUUAAUCGAUAUUAAAUAAAACAUUUAUUAUUAUUAUAAGCACCUAUGUCGAAUUCGUUUUUAAAAUCAAAUGCACAUCCAAUAAAUAUGGUUAUGGAAGGAGGAAGUUAUGUUUCUAUACUCGUAUCAACUGAAUUUAAUAAUUGUAUGAAUUUAUCAGCCUGUGAAUAAUAAUUGACAUAUAUUAUUAUAUAUAGUUAUUACUCAUCAGUUAUUAUUUUAUGUAGCUAAAGAUAAGUAAUAAAUUUAAAAUAAUUCAUUAUAUUAAAUGUUAAUUCAUUAAAAAAUAAUGAAUGCUAUUAUAUUUUAAACUUAAAAGGAAAAUAGGCGCAGAUAAACUUCCAUACGGCAAUAGUUUUUUCUAUUUAUUUUAUUAUUUAUCAUUACUGAUUAUUUUUAUAAAUAUUAUCCUUUUAGUAACACCAUCACCAAAAAUUUAUUUUGUUAUAAUUAUUGUUUAUAAUAUUAUUGAUAUUUUUUUAGAUGUAUAUGAUUGAUAUAAUUAUUAGAUAUAGUGACAUACCCGGACUUAUUUAAUGGGGAGGGGGAAACAUCGACUUAACUUAAUCAUAAAUGGAUCUGGAUGCCAAAUAAUUUUUGAUCUUUUUAUUAUAAUUAGGGUAUAUACAAAUUUGAAAUUACAAAUUUAAAUGUUUUUUAUUAAAUUUUAACUAGUCUAUAAGUUUAUGAGUUCGUAGCACCUACACUAUACAAUUUUCAAAAAUUAUCCACCCCGUCUCAAUAUCAAAUCCAAAUUAAACCACUGGGGAGCUAAACAAUUAAACAUAAUAAAUACGAAUUUUAUAUACGGAUAUACCUAUAGUAUAAUAAUGCAAGCAAAAUAUGUCUAAAUCUAUUUUAUAGUUUUUCUUUAGGUUGUUUUGCAAUGCAGGUGCAUAUACCUACUAUGUAGUACUUAGAUGAUGUUUUGUAUUUAGUUUAGUUAGUACAGGUACAACUUUUAAAAGGUUUUUAUUUCAUUAUUAAUAAGUUUUUAAUGCUGAAUAUAGUUUAUUUAUUAUCUGUUUAUAUUUUAAUACGGCCAAUGUGGGAAGAGGUCGAAGCCUCUUAGCCCCCCUGGAUUUGACGUGGGUUUUAUAUUCUAUAGGUAAGUAUCUAUUUGUGAAAUUCUAUAUCAAAAUUAUUUAUUUUUGAUGGACCUCCCACCUUGAUGGAACCCACACCAUAAUACAUACUAUUACUCUAAAUAAAAUAAUAACGUGAUUCGCAAUCACCUGCAGCUAGAAUUAAAGACCUAUUAUAUUUCGUUUCCUUUGCAAACAAUAAUGAUAAUUAUAAGUUUCAGUAUACUCUUAACAAAUCACGCAUUAAUUAUUAUUAUCACUUUCUGUUUUACCUACUUAACAUUCAUUAGGAAACUAUUAUUAAAAUUGUCUACGUCCCAGGUAGGUAGGUAGUACACAGUUGGGUCGUAAUUAAAACUAACGCGUUGAUUAUUUUAUAUAUACUUAAAAAUAUGGGUAAAAUGACCAGUGGGAUAUAAAGCUCGAGCAAAUAAAAAUCAAUAGAGGCGUGUGAUUAAAAAUUGUAUAAAUUCAAAUACCAAACUAUUAGCCGACUUCCAAAAAUGUUUUACCUACUAUUUUAUAAUUUGAUAAAUGAAAAUGAAUAAUACAUUUUACGCGGUAAUAAUAUAACGAUAAUCAUAAUAUAAUAAAAUACAAUAAAAAAAAAAAAAAAAAAAAAAAAAUUAAAGAAAUGAUUAAUUUUGUCGACUUUAAAAUUAAAUAUUUACGUUGAAUUUCCGACUAAGUAGUCUUAAUUUUCUAGUUUAGAGCGAGGUUGUCACAUCCCCUUGCACCCAUGCGACAGCUGUGCUACAUAAUAUUAAUACGAGUAUUCACCUUAUUCAACCGGUAUCGAUAAUAAAAUAAUAUAUACUUCACAAAUAUAAAUUAUAUUUUUAAACGGAAUUUAUAUAAUUUUUAAUAUGAGAUACCGUAUUUAAUCGUGAGUUUAUGAUAUUUUUAGACGACUGUAGUCCAAAGUCAGAUUAGGCAUAAUCAUUAGUAUUGCAUGUCGUUAUUUUGAUGAAGAGAAGAAACCGUUGUCGUAUAGCGAUUAUUUUUAUUUAGUUGUACAAUAUCCAUUGUGGUAUAAUAAAAUAUCUAUAUUUAUUUGUUAUAAAACUGGAUUUGCAAUUGCGAAAAAACGGUUUGAGAGAGAUCCAAACCGUUUUCGUAGAUAGAUGGGGUUCACUUGCAAAUGUUAGUAGUGUUCUAUUUCUUAGAACUAUAUCUGUUUAUAGCACAUUUGUGCAAGUAUGUACAACAGUGGUUUAUAUUAAUAUUAUCAUAUUAUGUACCUAGUAUGUUAAUAAUAAUGGAAAAGUUGGGAUUUCAUCAUUGCAUUAUAUUGUUGUAAUUUAUUAGUAAACGACAUAACAUUAUCAUUAAAAUAACGUGCUUUUCAUGUUUUAUUUUUUUUCAUAAAAGGAGAAACGGAAAUAUACGUUCUCGUUCCUCAUAAAUAGGAACUCUUUCCCGUUCCUCGUUACUAUAUUUGAAAAGGAACGCGUUCAUCUCAACAAUGAGUUUUCUGAAAAUAUUUGUGAGGUUUCCGUGAAUAUAUCUCUCAUACAUGAUUUAAGUUGCACUGAAAACGAAAGCGAAUGAGACUUUUAACUGAGGUAGAUAGAGUACCAUCGUACUAUUACCCUUGGAAACUAAUUUCGGAGGUUAACUUAAGUUAAUUCGCUAUUCUUUUAAACGUUUCAUAAAAUGAGUUCAUUAUCUACGUAAUUCGCAGGCAGCCAUCCCAAUAAAAUUACCGAGGGUUAUUAACGGAUUUUUCUAGUAUAAUGCAAUAUAGAUUCUUUACUUGGUAAAGGUCAAGUCCGUAUACUGGGGGGGUUAGGGAUUCACCUCCUCCCCCCCGAAAUGUUUUAAGUAGGUAUAUAUUUGUAAUAUAACAAAGACUAACUACAAGUUCAUGAUUUAAACAUUUUUAACCUCUCCCCCCGAAAAUUGAUCCUGAAUACAAGCUUGGUAUAGGUUAUCCUAACCUAACCUAACCUUAUAGAACUUGAAUAAUAAUAAAAAAUUGUCUUUUAACUGAUAAUCGUCUGCUUAUUACACGAACAGACACUCUGAUUCAUACAUUGUUUUAUAGCGAAUAUAUUCUGGGAAUGGUAGUUUGUAGCUAGGCACCUAUAGCCUAAUAAUUAUGAGUCAAUGACAAACAUUCGGGUAGUGCAUAAAAUUUAAGUGCGUAUAUUAUUAUUAUCUAUGUAGGAAAGAAAAAAAAUUAAGAUGCGUAGCACGUACAACACGAAACGACCUAUAAUGUCUUUCGAAAAACCGGCUUAACAUUCUUUAUAGGUAUAUAUACUUACGCUUUGGGUCAGAAAGAUGAACCAUAAAUUCACUGUUAUUGUUGAAAAAAAAUACGCGACAAACUUUGUAAGUUGUGUUUGUUGUACAAUAAUAUUAUAUUAUGUAUAAAUUAUAUUUGUGACGUAUUUUAACACGUAAAAAAAGAAAAUACUAUUGUCUCCAGUGCGAAUUUGACGUUGGGUUUUUAAAACCCCAUCAGCCCUUGGGCUAUUUUUAAAAUUGUUACUUAUACAUUGUACAUGUAUUCAAGGUCGUAACUGGGGGAAGGGGUUAUCUUGUGUUUAACUACGUAAAAAAUACUAGCGUAGAUAUAGUAAACACAUUUUAGAUCUCCUUUAGACAUAUUUUUCGAACAACACUUUCGAUUAGUAAAAUUUUUAAAACAGUUUUUAAAAAAAACUGAUAAUCAUGAUACAUACUUUGAUACUAUGAUACUUUGGUUUAGCGUUAAUUUCGCUGUACGAAUUUAUAAAUUAUUCUAUACAUCCUAUAUAAUUUAUUCCUCAUAUAUUUUAUCAUAUACUGACUUCCCAUCACCUAAUACAGUGGUGAGGUUCAUAGUGCGAUGUAUAAGUCCGGUUUUUCUGUUUCACAUUAUGAAGAUACCUGCAACCCGAACAUAAUCGAUUCAUUAUAAAUGAUCGGAACCAUACAUAGGUCUGCGAAUAAUAUAAUUUUGAAGUUUUCAACGUAGAAAUAUUAUGGUAUUAUUAUUAUGUGUUUCUAUUAAAUGAGCGAUGUUAAAACCGUUUAUUAAAAAAAAAAACACGCGAUUUCACGAAUUAUCAUAAAAUAGUGUGAGACCGCGCUAAUAUAAGAAGCGCGUGCGAUAGGCUGUACAGCUGUAGCAGUUUGUCGGAAAGUUAGUUGACUACUUUCACUAGGUAUAUAAUAAUAUAAUAAUAUUGAGAAGCCGCGCAUUGUCGAAUGAAGAAGACGUUCGGUUGGAGAUUGUUCAAGUUUAAAAUACGAUAUAAUAUUAUUAUAUUAUUAAAUGUACACGCAGUUACUUUUGCCAACAACAACAAUAUAAUGAAUAUAAAUAAUAUAUAAUAAAAUAUUAAUAACGCAAUAGAAAUUAUUAUUGUAAGUAUACCGGCUAGUUUUUUCUUUUUAAAUUUCUAUAGGUGACUUUUUACGAUAUGGCAUUAGAAAACUCAAUGAAGCCGGUUGUGAGUAAUAAUAUGCGCUAGAUAGCUCUUUUGUACAAACAACUUAAACGGGGGUACUAGAUUUUGAAUGCGUUUAAGAACGCGUUUAAUUUAAUAUUUAUAUAUUUUCGAUACACGAGUAAUAAUAAUGAUGAUAAUAAUAAGAAUACAGGACCUAUGUUUAAUACCUACAUCUGAUAACUACUAAACGUACAAUUAACUAAACGACCGUGAGCGCGACAAUAUAGGUAUAGUUAUUUUAAUUUUCUGUUACGAACCUUGGUCGUUAUUGGUAUUGCGGACUAUUUAAUAAACGCUAUGGUAUUAUUAUAGGUAUAUACUAGCCUGCGCCCUAUUUACGCGAGAACAUUAUGGGUAUUGGAUAUUUUUCUAGGGCACAUGCGGAUCAGGGACCCACCAACUGGAUUUAAUUAUAUUUUUUUUUAAUUUGAAAAAAAAAGGAAAAAAGGUAAUAAAAUCUUUUGCUGUUGACUUUUUUAUUUUGCUUAUCGGCUCUUAUGUCCCGGGGCAUUCGAUUUUCUAAAUCAUGCUCUGAUACUAACUAUACACUAGUUUGUAGACAAAUUGACGAAUGUUUACAGCAAACAAAAAUGUAAUUAUUAAUUAAUUUCGUUAUUCAUAUGCCGCAUGGUAUGUUAUAUUUAGGUUGCAGUUUUAGAAAUUUAUUUAAAAAAAAACUGAUAAUCGCGCAAAACAGUGUCGUAUCGUGGCAGUCUUAUUAUACCUAUAAAAAAAAAAAACCGGAAUCGCUAAUUGUCACUUAACAUAGGUAGGUACCUAUACACGGUGACGACUACGUCUACACAUAUUUUAUUGCAGUGUACGUUCAAGUACAGAGCAUAUAGGUUAAAUCGUCACGCAGAAAUAAUAAAUCGAUAGGCACAAUAAAGAGGUUACUGGAAUACUAUAUAGUUAUCCGGACUUGAAUCUAAUAUGUUCUUAUUAACUAUCAUUAUUAACUAUUUAUGUAUAUAUUUUUUAUUUUUAUAAAAUUUUAUGGUUUUUUACUUUUAUAUUUAUAUAUAUUAUAUAAUGUAAUGUUUGUUCAUAGUGUAACUUCCGCACGAGUUAAACGGCACGCGAUAAAAAAGUGUAUAUAAUUAAUAACAAUACAUAUAACAUACGUCAAACAUAGGUAAAGGUAUUAUCUUCUUGUUUUUCUUAGACGGCUUUCCGAGAGUUUUAUAUUCUGGUUUACCCCCUUGAACCAUCGUUAUAUCCUUGGUCUUCUCCCAACUCGUGUGUUCAAAUCAUUGACAAUUUGUUGAAACAAUUUUAUUCACAUUCAACUAAAUAAAAACUUUUAAAAAAAAACCUAUAAACGAAUCAAAGCAAAAUAUAAAUCAACAAAAACCGUUAUUCCAUACAAAAACUUCAGACGUUUUUCCAACAACUAUUUCUGGUUUUUCCGAUUAUUAAGAAAACUACAUGGAAAAUCAAAAAAAAAAAAUGACCUUUAAAGUACCACCUCAGGAAAAUUUUCUUUCCGAAAAAGUGCUAUACUUGAUGCUUUGGAGCAAGAUUUCUAGUAGAAUUUUUGGACACAGUAUAUAUAUACAAUUUUUGUAAAACCAAUACAUUAUUCGCUGCACUCAGUAUUUAAAAAAAGGCUGGUACUGCUGACGGGUGUGCUACUAUUUUAGGCAGGAAGUGGAAUGAAAGGAUAUGUAGAGUACCUAAUUUAAUUUAUAUCUGUACGCAACGAUAAACCAUUGCUAACAAUAAACGAUCGUGAUACGGUUUGACAUGUUGCAAAGGUAACCCAGAAAUCAACAGAAAUUAUACAAAAUUAAAAAAUAAAAAACUGUUAACAAUAUUAUAAGCGUUUCCCCCAAACCCCAUUGAUUAAGAGAAAACUACCAGGAAAGUCAAAAAAUGAUUUCCACAGUACUCGAACUAGAUCAAAAUUAUUGACACACGCAAGUCCCUUAAAAGUUUUUAAUUGGAAUAAGAUUUCUGCUGGUAGAAAAGAUGUUUACAAAUACGAAAAAAAAAACGCACUCAUAACGUUAACUGCAUAAUACACGCCGUAUGCCCCGAUAUUUUAUAAUAUAAUAUAAACGUGUAUUACGACGACGCUAUAGGUGGCCCGAUUACCCUGAGGGGUAAAAGUUUUGUCGAAAAAUCUCGUGGCGGCGGCGGCGGCAGCGGUCCAAAUCAAACGCGGAAGGUCGCGAGCGUUUCAUAAAAACUUAUGCAACGCGAGCGCCCGAACAACACGCGCGUCAACGGCCGCUUUCUUCCUAAUAUUUCGCCGGACCGCGCGGUUUUCAUUUUUUUUUUUUUAAAUGUCACGAAUCGAAAUCCAAUCGGGUUAUAUACGGACUUCUAGGUGUCUGCCUAUUAUAUAUAAUACGUAUACACACGAAUACAUAGGUACCGUCGAUACGACAACGUUAUUAAAGUCAUACGCGUGUCUUGUUUUUUUAAACCAUCCGCGAGUGUUCGUAGAGAUCCGAGACUUUCACACACACACACGCACACACACACACACACACACGAAAUAAAAUAUAUCUUAGUCCGUCGUCGUUUUUAUUAUUAUUAUUCUUAUUUUUAUUAAUUAUUUUGUUUUUUCGUCUACUCGUUUCGACGUCCAGACAUUCCCGAGGUGUAUAAACCGUGUACGGGAUCGAGCCGAUUUUACUUUGUUAUUACUAUAUUGUUACCUAGAAUAUUAUUUCCUUUUAUUAUUGUUGUCCGUGUCCCGUGACGCGCUGACGAGGGGCCCGGUCGCCGACGACGAGUAUUAUAAAUUAUAUUAUAAUCUGUUUCCGUCGCGUCUAACAAACGCGUCACCGGGUUUUUGAUGCCGAGUUUGAGGCGUCCGUGAUAAUGUGUAGACUAUAAUAUGAGACGCCGCCGUACUAUACUGCAGCAACCCUUACAAUAAUAUCGUUUGGCGCCAAACUCCGUUUCGGAACGUCGAAACGCGAAGCAAAAAUAAUAAAUACCUAUCCUUCCACUUAUUAUACAUACGCAUUUUUGAUACUCAGUGUGACCGCCGGAUUGGACAGUAUCUCUGAUAUAAUCAUCUUAUUAAAUACGUAUCUAGAUACAAUAUUAUGUACAGUUCUGAAAAGUAUCGAGUAUACUUUAUUAUACAAUACUGAAAUCGGUGCUUCUGGUAUAGAGUAUCUAAAUACUAAUAAAUGUCUAUGUAUUAUAUGUAUGGUCAAUUUUUGAUUUUCCAAGUGGUUUUCAUAAUAAUUGAGAAAAACUGGGUAAAAACGUAAAAUAGUGUAAAAAUGUACAAAAAUAAUGUUUUUAUCAUUUUUGUUUUUUUGUUUUAAUUAAGGUUAAAAUGUUCGUAAAAACUUGAUAUUUGAACAGAAAAUUUAUAUUUCCCUUUUCAAGACGUGGUAACAUUUUCGAAACAUUUUAUUCAUUUUUAAGCUAUUUAUAGAUAUUUUAAUUUUGCAAGUUUUUCACGUAAUUUUUAUUCGGUAGGUAAUUUGUGGAUAAAAUUGUUAGACCAAACAGAAAUGCUUGGCAAUUUAACAGGAGGUUUAUUAUAAGUUGUACAUAGUGUUGAACAAGAAAAAUUUGAAUUUAAUGUAGUAUUUAAACGACCUUUUAAAAUAUAUUUAAGUAUGUCCGUCUUUUUUUUUAUCUGUCUUGUUUAUAGACUGUCAUUCUCGAUUAUUAUCUUAGCAUUGUUUUGAAAAAAAAAAAUAUUUAUCUUGACUAGAAGAGACAUUUUGGAAUAUUUAAACAGUGAACUGUAAAGAAAAUUAAGUAGAUGUAUGUCUACAAAAAUCCUAUAUGACUCGAUGCAUUUAAAAAAUAUCUUAUACUAUAAAAAAUAAGGUAUGUGAAACAAGUAGGGAAUCACGACGCAACAAAACGUAUCAACAUUUAUUACAUGUUCAAUCUUUACUGCAAUAUUAUCGCGUUAAUCGAAAUUUUGCAAUAGUAUAGUGUCUCAACCCUAUACAUAUAAAUCAUAUUACAGAUGUACUAUAUGUCUAUAAUUGAGACACAGAUAAUGAAAAUGAAUCAAUAAAAAAUUGUCAGUUUUUCCAAAUUAUUAAGAAAACUACAACGCAAUUAAAGAUAGAUUAUUUUCUGAACGCACCAACUUGAUCAAAAUGGUUACAAGAAAGUUCCUAUAACGUUUACGAAUUUGGAGUCAAAUUUUUGAUAGCAAAGUCGUUUACUAGAAUCUAAAACUAAAUGGGGUUCACCAUAAUUUUCUGGUAAUCCGAACCGUGACGGGUAAGCCGGAUUCGUUUACCUUUUAUUAUAUUUUAAAAGAUGAUUACCUAUUUAUCAUGUGUUUUUACGACGAUUCGGAAUAAUACUUACGUCGGUUCGUAUAUAAUAACAUAACAACGAGUAUGUCACCCGUUUCAAACUAUUAACUUCUGUAUAUGUGCGACGAAAUAAACUAACCAGUCCGAGGAUGCGGUUUCCGUGUAGGUAUUAUAAUAUUCGGGCGACAGGAAAUCGUUUCCUGCGAGCCCGAGGCGCGAUAUACGCGGCCGUUCACACACCCGUUUAUUAGUUACUUACCUAUAAGUAUAUAACGUCCGUUCGGUUGUUCAGCGAUUUUAUAAUGUUACGACGACGUGUAGAUACGUAAUUUUAUGAUAUUAUAUUAUUAUAAUCAGUUAUUUACAGGUAGGUAUACACAGAGGCGUGUUUUUUUUUUCAUAUUAUACCAUUUAUAAUAAUGCCGCUCGCGUUUUUACUACGCGAACGUUUUUUGCAAAACCGUGUACGUUCCGUUUACAUAAGUCAUUCGCAGUCCCGUUCGUCUACGAGAAUAUAUACGAUAUAACCGAUAUCUUUGAAGAAUAUUAUUAUUUCGAGUUUAUAUUACAGCAUUAUUAUAUAUGGAGUAUAUAGACGCUAGAGAAUGUUUCCCAACCUUUUUGAUAGUACGGAUCAAUGAUGUAUACCUAAUAUAUGACAUUUGACUAGUAGCCACUUUGAGGAUAAAUUCUCACUGUUCUCUCGCAGCCACCAGAUAUUUCGGCAGUUCUUAUCUUUUUGUAUUGUUUUUUUUUUUUUUUUAUCAAAUUCAAAUACACAAUAGUAGUUAUAAUUUACAAACCAUCUUCCUUUAUAAACAACAUUAUAUUAUGUAGCUAUUAAAACUGUGUGUAUCAAAAAUAAUUUUAUCCUAAAUAGAUUUAACAUUGAGUAAUAUAAUUGAUUUGUACGAUAACUAAAAUUUAAAAAUGGCGAUGAGAUGAUGUGCGAUUAAACCCUUAUACCUCUUUCCAUGUAUACUCCCCUGUUACAGACCACUUGGAGAAUUUUUCAGAGGUGUCAGACUGGUGGACGAUCUGGAUUUAAGGGAAACUUUUAUAAGUUAUAGCAAAAGUUUUGGCUUAUAAGUUAUAAACAAGAGUCAUUUUUGUUCAAAGAUUUACUAGAUUUAGUAAUUAUAGGAGAAAAAAUUAAGAAAAUACGAUAUGUAUAUUAUGAUGACUUUUUUUGUAGCUCGUUAAAAAACCGUUACCUAUUUAUAUAACACAAUAUAUUUUUUAUUUUAUUGCUAACAAGAUGACUCACAAUCAGACCAUAACUCAUAUUACAUGUAGUUUACAUAGUAAUGUCAUACAUUUUCAGGAGUUGGUUUGCAUUUUUUUUUUGUGGGGCUAAUACCUUUCCCCCGAUCACCCUCCUAGAACAAACACUGGUCCAACCAAUUUCUCUGUCGAUUAUUUAUUUAUUACAAAAACCAAACACAAAAACCAUUGUUCACACUCACAUAAUUAUGAUGUUUCCGAAAGAAAAUAUAUGAAGGUAACGUAUAAAUAAAAAUUCUCCGGAAUCUAAUGGCAUGUAAUAUUGUUUAGUAUGAUUUUUCGCGAACAUCGAAUUUUUUUUUUAAAUUUGUUGAAUAAAAUAAUAGUCGAACAAAAUCAUUGGACCAUAGAUUUAGAACCACUGGUAAAUAGAUACCCUACGGGUAUAUGUCUGUGUGUAUGUUUGUAUAUGUGUGUGAAAGAGAGAGAGAGAGAAAGAGAGAGAGAUCAUUAGAAAAGCAAAAAAAUUACCCUCCGUGAUCGGUUGUAAUAUUAUUAUUACGUGUGCCCAGUCGUUCGUUCACAAACUAUAAAAUAACAUAAUAUUACUUCUGAAAAAAUAUUAUGGAUGACGUAUUAUUUUCAUCUGGUUACGUUUAUAAUACGAAUAGGUCGAUGGUAGGCCCCGGGGACAAUAUAUGCGCACAAAACUGCGAAUGCGUAGAAUGUAUAUAGAGAGAUAUAAUAAAAUUAUUAUUAUUUCGAAUUCGACCAACGGUAUAUGUUUUAUAGUAGAAUUUUUUUUCAUCAUCAUCCGGCCUCCUUAUUAUUCUAACCGUUGGCAUAUAUAUAAUGCUUUUGUGUAGGGGGCCGCGGGGGAUCAGUGGCAAACAAUUUCCUUGUGAACUAGGGAGUUUUUUUUUUUUUUAAAUUUACACACGAAAUUGUAUUUACAUUCAAUCAUUUGUUCAUUAUUCUUCUUUCUUCAGCUUCAAAGACCCGAUACUAUCUCUUCCUAGUUUUUCACUCCUAGUAUUGUUAGAUCCUUUCCGACUUUAUCAGACCAUCAUCGUUGUUUGGGUAAGACCUAAGGAUCUGUUAUCUUGUGGUUUUCAUAUUAAGGACUUUUUUUGUAAUGGGUUUGUACGUGGCUUAACUAUAGUCAGCUUAAUCUUUUGAGUCGAUUAUCACAAUUGUGUAUGGUUUUGAAAAUACAUAUAAGGGACGCAGUGAAAGACAAUGGGAUGGGGGGGUGUCUGACGUGCACAUCCCCUCCUGUACACUUCUAAUUUGAACAUCUGUCCCAAUGGCCUUCGUAAGAUUAAAAACAAUAUAAAGUCGAAGUAUUUCAUUAUAAUUAUAUGAGUUGUUGCAUUUUUAUUAGCACUUAGCAGACACUAUACCUAUCACCGCUGAUAAUUCACCUGUUUCGUAUAAUAAAUGGUUUUUUAAAUAAGAAUGUUUCAUAACCGUCAAUGUGCAAUUGCCUUGAAUCGGACGAGACUUUCUAUACGAAUGGAAAAAAAUUAUAAAAAUAGAUACUUGAUAUAUAGGUAUUAUUUUUAAAUGUACAAGCAAACCUAAACCUAUAUAUUAUGGUAGGUAUACUCAUGAUCGAAUAGAAAAUAAAAAUAGGUAACGCAAUUAACGAGUAUAAAAGUAUAUUAUUUAUGCAUACUAUAACCUCUACGUCAUCUAUAAUUGUCGAAAAAAAUUGUAAUAACACGUGCUUCGCAAUAAAGUUUCGGUUUUUUCUUUCUUCUAUUAUAUAUAAUGUGAUGAACCGGUCGAAACCUUUAUGCCUCCUCCUUUCAUAAAUUGAAAUGACGCCACUGUAUUAUUAUAUUGUUAUUGUGAAAUCAAUGGUCAGUUAAAACUAUUAUUAUAAACACUUUGGUUUUAUAUAGAUACCAAUACAUAUAUUUAGCGAUUACAAUACAAAUUUUAAUAAUCGUUAAUUGUGCUACGACAUUCAAUAUGAUGAACUCUAUAAUUCUAUAAUAAUUACAUAAUUUGCGAUUUUUGUUUCGAUAAGUUUCGAUUUCAAUAUUCGUCAUAAUGAUAAUAAAUAAUAAUAAUGUACAAUUAUCUAGUUUUAUCCGAAUCAAUUAGCUAUAUUAAAAGUAAAUUAAUAUAUAAUUAGACAUGAGUGGAUUCAAACAAAAUAGGUACCCACCUGCCAUUGUAAUUAGGGCCCAGAAUUAUAAGCACUUUUAGAUUUUAACGUGCGAAAUAUGAAUGCAUUUUUGCAUUUAUUAUCAUUAAAAUUAAAAUCAAAGUUAACUAUGCAAUAUGAACUAAGGAAAUAAUUUUAAUGCCAAAUCAUACAGCUUAUAAAAUAUGUUUCGAGGGAAAAUGAUCGGCUGGCGUCAUAUAAAAAUACACCAAAAAUGAUGGAAAAGCCCUCUAACAUUUUUCGUUUAUAAUUAUGGGUAAUUUAAAUAUAUUUAAUAAAAUCUUAUUUAUACCUAAUACUUAUUUAUGUUAAAUAUCUUCAAAAAUUUUCAGUUAAUAAACGUAUUUUUUAUUAUAAAACUUUCAGUUCAACUACCGAGUAACAUGAUAAAACAAUGCUUACGUAAAAUAAGUAAAACUAUCUUAAAUUUAAUUUUAGAGCAAAAGCAUCUAUUAUGACAUUUACAGAGAAAAAUAUUUUUGAGGAACCUUAUAGGAUUUUUGUAAAUUAUAAAUUUACAACUCGAUUUAAAAGGCACAAAUCCUUUAUUAUUUAUUUUUUUAUUUUUAAAUAAAUAAUUUUUUCAAUAGUUCAUAUUUCAAAAAACAUGUAUAAGAUUCCUUCCAAAAUAUUGUAAUACACUUAUAUCUAUAAUAAGUAUUUAAUUCGAAUCGCUUAAUAUUUAUUUUAUAGAAUAUAUUUUGAACUUUACAAAUAUCCCUAUUCGGUACCAAACUGCAUCAUCGUUAUCGUGUCGUAUACUACAUGAAACUUAAAUGACUUAUGUUUAAUGAAUAUACUAUACACGCUUUUACUAGGUGUGGCUAUUAAAUAACGAGACUGCUCGCCUAGAGGGCGCCUUAAAUGAAUAGUAAAAAAAACGAGUAAUGCGUUGGGUAUCUAUAUAUCUUAUCUAUGCACGUACCAAAACACGUUUUCGUCACUAUUAUAGUAUUUGUGCAGUAGUGGUUUGAAACGAACCUGUUUUUUUCUCGUGCCGAAAACCAUGUGUGACGAAAAACAUGAGCAACGGAUAAACGUAAAAUUUUCUCGUUAAACUAAAAAAAACUCCAACUGAGUGCUAUAAGUUGUUAAAAGAGGCCUAUAGUGAGGAUUUCCUAUCUCGGGCGCGUGUUUUUGAGUGGCAUAAAUUAUUUUCUGAAGGUCGAGAGUGCACCGGAAUCCAAUUCAGUCGUAAUCCAAAUUCAAAACCGUUUUCUUCGAUAUCAACGGCAUCGUGAUGACUGAAUGGGUUCCAGAGGGUCAAACUGUGAACCAACAUUACUAUUUGACAGUUUUGGCAACAUUGCGCGAAUGAGUUCGUAAGAAACGGUCGAUAUUGUGGAAAAACAAGUCGUGGAUCUUGCACCAGGAUAAAGCGUGAAGCGUUAUUUGGCCGCUUAAGGCACUCCAGUACUCGAACACGCGUCUUACUCACCCGACUUGGCACCCUGCGACUUUUACUUGUUUCCGAAGAUAAAGUCUGCCUUAAAAGGAAUCCGGUUUGAGUCGACGGAAGAGGUGAAACAAAAAUCGGCGGAACUCCUGAAUGGUCUUACGAAAACAGACUUCCAGCACUGCCUCGAGCAAUGGAAGAAACGAAUGAAACGGUGUGUGGUGAGGGGAGGGGAGUAUAUUGAAGGGGAGCAUUUGAAUGUAGAAUAACUUUUAUAAUAAAACACUCUUUCGUAAUCAGUCUCGUUAUUUAAUAGCCACACCUUGUAUAGGCGUUUUUAUUGCAUUUUCUUGUAUUAUAAAUUUUCAGGCUUUACAAUGAUAUAUAAAUACUAAAAUAAUAAACACUAUGGGUAUUAUCAUAUAAUAUUAUGAUAGCAUAAUUUAAGUCUACAAGAAUACUCCAUUGUGUAUAGCGUGCUACGAUUAUAUUUUCGUCAAGAUGCCUAUAUAUCUAUUUAUAAUAUAAUAUAAUAUUGUUUUAAUAGUGAUAAGCGUUUCAAAUUUUUAAAAAAUUUUAUUUAUUGAAUAGUAUAUUGGUCGCGAGAGCCACGGUGAGCGAAAAUCAAUUUUCAAUAUCGUUUUUGGUUAAUUAUAAGUAUAAUUUAUAACUGUGCGAGCGAUUAAGCGGAUAUAUGGCCUACACACUUCUUGGUUUUUAAACAAUGCGUGUACUCAAUAUUUUUUAAUUUAAAACGCAGGUAUACGUUUACAGAAACGCGAAUACUUGGUUAUAUUUCACAUAUAUGUCUUGUUUAUUAUUAACUAUUAUCAAAACACCAUAUAUCGAUGCAUGUUAUCACAAUGAUUCAACGGUGAAUGAAAACAGACAGUGACGUUUUUUCUUUCUUUUCCGUCAAUCUGUUGUUGAAUCAGGAGUGGUGGUUCUAGCCUGUUGAUGACUAGGACUCGGAACUUAAUGCUCUUAAAAAGUAAAAAUAUGCACCUAGAUAAUCUCUCUUAAUACGACGCUCGAAAAUAAAAUGUUUUUGAAGUUUUUGUGGUAUGAUGAUGGUCACACUACAAAACACUCAUAUCACUCAUGCCUACUCAACGUGCACAUCUACCUAUAUUGAUAAAAAUCAGUUUUCUUUUUCCUAAGGUCCUAAACAAAAUACCUCCCGAAUAAAACUAUAUUAUUGCUGUGUUACUUUUUAGAUUAUAUACUCGUAUAAUAUAAAAAAAAAACAAAACAAAGCAAAUAAUAAUAAUAAACAUUCGUCAGCUUGUUGGUGUUGCUGCAGCGAUAUACUAUAACCGGUGUAUUUAAAGAGGUGGCAGUGUACUUAAUAUAGCGACUUUAUGACACAUGUUUUUUCUUUUAAUAUUCACAUAUUGACCUUCCUUCAUGCACGUGAGACCAAUUGUGAGAUAACGUUUAUUUUGGUUCUGGCACGCCAUUCCAAUAAUAAUAAUGAUAAUAAUAAUUAGUGGCGUGGGUGGUAUAUCAUGCCUGCGCGGUUAUAUAUUAUUAUUUAUAUUGAUGUGUGAAAAUAACAACAUAAUUUUCCAACACAUAAAGAAAACAAUAAUAAUAUAUUAUCGAACUGUAGUAGCGAGCAAGGGGUAAGAGGAGAUAUUCCGCGGUCACUCAGAUAAUAUAUUGACGAUUGUUUUUGUAUUCCCACGUGCGCAUGAAAAAAUGACCGCGUGUGUGUAAUUGUUUCAUUUCAAACUUCCCGUCUUCCACCAAUAAAAUGCACAUAAUAAAAACAAAUAUAUAUAAUGGCAUUAUCGGCUAUUUAUUGUAUACCUACAUUACAUUACACGUAUAUAUUGCUCCAGUAAAAUUUUUUCACAUUAUCAUCAGCAGUAUAGUUGUGUGAGAAUGUUUUUACCUUGUAACGUUUGAAACAAAAAAAAAAACAUUGUUAAUGAAAUACAAUUCUGAGCGAAGUUCGGUUAAACAUUUUCCGCGUCCAGAAAAAGCUAUAAGUAUUCUGUGCAAAUUUCAAGUCACUGUGAUAAUUUUUAACCGAAUUACAAAAGAAAAAAAAUCAAAUCGAAAAUAAUGAAAUCAUUAUUACCGUAAAUAUUUCCGUUUUUCUAAUUAUUGUGAAAACUGCAAGGAAAAUCAUCAAAAAACAACUUCCCCAAUGGAUUAACUAGAUACAAUUUGAUUUCAGAAAAAAUGCUAAACUUAAAAAUCGGAGCAAUAUUUCUGAUAGAACCUAUUGUUAAUAGACAAAAAAAAAUAUAGAGGUCACACACAUACAUCGUAUUAAAGCCAAUAAAUUACUCGCUGCGCUUAGAAUCUAAAGUAAAAUAAAAAGCGGAUUCCCGUCGAUCGAAACGUUCCAUUGAGUGUAUAGAAUAAGAAAUUUAAAAUGUUAGGAUUUUAUAUUCUGAAAUCAAUUUUUAUACCUAGGUACCUAUUACCGCGCAAUUCGACACUCGUCAAGUAUGCUUGACGCGUAGUACACAAGAGGAGCGUGCAGUCACAGUAUAGGCAACAAGAUGACUGUGAUAUGAUGGUAUUGUAUUUUACGUGUGUACCUAUUAACCAGCGAAUAGAUAAUUCCUCGGAUUCUAACGGAAGUCGAACUCCGAUCCCGUAUAAAAAUUGGCACGUACCAAAUCGGCGAAAUGUCUCGACAUACGAAUGUGAAAUUAAUGAGAUACCUAUUCGUAUACUCUAUGGUCUUUGGAUUGUGAUACGGAGUCAUUAGUCAUUAAAAACACGUCUGCGGGAAAAUAAUGACGCGAAUUAAAUUAGGCAUAAUAGGUAAUGAAAGGAUAAAUAUAUCUUUGGUCCCAGGGAAGAAGAGCUUAAGUUAAUUUAAGUAGUUUUCAAUACGAGCAAUUAAAAAAUUUAAAAAUAAAUACACUUAGACUUACAUUAAUACACUACAUACAUUAAUUUUAAAAAUAUAUUCACUUAUGCCAUUUACAUCAAUAAAUAAAGCCGAAAAAUUCCAUAAGACAAAAUUAUAAAACAAACAAAAUAAUUCCGAAAAAUUACUAGUCUUUCUUCCCUGUGAUCAAAGAUAUAGCGUACGACUAAGGAAAACAGUCGAGAAAAUACUAACGAAACGGUCAACGUGUGAGCAGUCUUGAUCGCCCAGUCGUAUGAUAUAUUAUAAAUAUAACUAAUAACGAUCGAUCGUUUAUAACACGUUUCAUGAUCGUAUUUCAUAAUAUUAUAUACUUCAGAAAUGUUAUAGCCGUGUGAGAUAACCGGUAAUGAACACGUUUUUAUGGUGUGGUUUUCAGCUACAACAGUAUACCUAUAUCUAUUAAUACUAAGCUAAUACAAAAUAUAUUGGGCAGUUAAAAUAUUAUGUUUAUUAUAUACAUAUGAUGGUUAUACUCAAAAUGGUGAUAUUGCGUAAGUCCGUCGAAAAAGAAAUUCAAUAUCCUUAUACGUCCAUGCAUAUUAUAAUAUUAUAUGCCUCCCGAAUUAGGUUGCAGUAAACGCAAGUAAGAUAUAAUAAUAAUAUGUUAUUUCGCUAGAAUUCAUACGAAUUUAUGUACACAGAAUUAUUGUUCGCAAAGCAUAAUAAACAAUGUACAAUUAUUGCGGUUUUUGCUCGUUAAAAUUUUUUUUUUCCUUCGUAAAAAUUUGAAACAUUUAACAAGGGUACGACGAUUACGCGUAAACAAUAUUAAUUAUAUUAUCUAAAAGACUGUUACAUGGAUGUAUUUCUUUUUAUAUAGAGCAAUUUAAUUUAUAUCUGUACGCAAUAAUAAGUCGAUAGAGCAAUUUAAUUUAUAUCUGUACGCAAUAAUAAGUCGAUAGACCAUUGCUAAAAAAAAAAAAAUGAUUCUGAGUAGAUUUGUAUUAUAGACCGAUUACACAUAUUUUUUUCCUCUAUAGUUGCUUUUUAAAGUAAACUGCAUUAUUUUAAGGACCAAGAUUAAAUUACAUCUUUGUUACACGCUACAAUAGAUAUAUGCAUGUAAUUUUAAGAUGUAUAACAUAAAUUACAAUUGAGUCACAAUCAUUACGUCACAAGCAUACUACAUUGGUUUUUUUUAUAAUUAAUUAGUUGAUUUAGUUAUUUAAAAAUAAUAAUUCUGCAAAUGAACGUGAAACAGUGGGAAAUUAAUUUCUUGAUUCGAUUAUGAAAUAUAUCCAAAUACGUAUUAUAAUAUUUCUCAAUAAUUUGAUUUACUAUUAUACUAUUACUAUAGGCCGAAACCAUAAGACGGGAAAAUAGGGCGAAGGAAGAUGUAAAAAAAUUAAGUCAGGAGUGGAUUGGAAAAAAGUAUCGUUAGAUUUUAGGGGAAAUCGUUUGAACGGUAUGGCCUUAAAAGCCCGAACCACGGAAGAAACAGGCAAUAAUAUUGCUGUGAGUAGUUUUCGAAAAAUAUAAUAUAAAAUAAUAUUUUGAACAUCCCCAUGGGCGUGAAUUUCAAAAGAAAAAUGUAUUUAUUAUGACAUUUAUCAUAAUUAUAACUAGGACUGUGAAUUAAAUGCACUAAAAGCCUAGUACCUAAUCAGUUUUUAUAAAACCCGAAUCCACUAAAAUCCACAAUUAAAACACAUUAUAAUAUGAAAAAUAUUUAUUCAAUGUAUAGAUAAUACUUGCUACUCUUAUUAACUUAUUCCAACGUUAUUAAGUAGGUAUCAAUAGUUUUUUUUGGAGCUGGCCUUUGCCUAUAUUAUCUAUCUAAUCAUUAAAAUAAUCGUAAUCGUCAAAACAAGUAGUUAUAUUUUUUUUUUCACAUUGUACUAGUACCUUAUUAUAGGUUCUUAUGUAAUAUUAUUAUAAUGAAUAAUUCAAAUUGUGUAGUCAUGCAAAAAAAAAAAUAAAAAACAAAAACUAAAAAUAUUUCUUAUAAUACGCAAAUACUUACGUCUUGUCGCAUUACAUACAAUAUACGGCUGUCAUUUUUUUUUUUUUUUUUAUUGUGUCUGUAUCUACAAAUACGGAUACAAUUUAAAAAACAAAAUGUAAAUUGAUAAAAUGGCGCUUAAGUACUGCCUUUUACAAAUUGACAGCCGAAUAGUUUGGAUGAACAUUUUGCAAAUUCAACACAAAUAAAAUUGUCAACAUUUUGUAUUAUUAUUAUUAUUUAUUGAAGGAAAUGUUGAUAACCAUUUCGGGUUAUUCGAUAAUAUUGUUUAGACUCCUGAAACAAUCUCCUUUGGCCAAUCCAAUAGAUAUGGAUAUGUGUUUACGUAUGAUUAAUUAUGGUUAUUUAACAAUAAAUUGCAAAAUUAACAUUUUUCAGACACUGAAUACAAUUUCUAGGAAUUUGAAUUUUUUAAAUCAGAGAUCGAUGUGACCUACAAAAUGUCUUCAUGUUUGAAAUAGUAAAAAAAAAAAUAACAUACAAAUUCAACAACUAUUAUAAGAGGCGUGAGAGUUUUCCCCGAGGCAUGUUUGUGUACGAAAUAUAUUACAGUAGCUCCGAUAGCAUUAACAUUGUACUAUUUUCGUUUGAAAUAUUAUUUUUACAUCCCAUUUAUAUUUUAUCGCAAUGGCUGUAUAAAAAUAUAUCGAAAACCUUAAUAUUAUCGAAAUAUUAAAAGUAAUUUUAAAAAGUGCCUAGGUACCCAUAUUAUAGUAUGUAUAUAGCAAUAUAGGUAUAAAUUUCUGGUACAUAGUUUAAUUUAUCGGUUCGUUCACGCAAUAACUGUAUGCAUAUUAUAUAAAAGAAAUAGCGUCUGGAGAAAAGUUUACCUCUAGUUAAAAUAUCCUAUACAUAACACAUACCUAAUAAUAUACUUAAUCUAAUGACAUAUACCUACUAAUACCGAUAUGGAUGUGGUUGUUUGAAACAUCUUAAAUAGACUAGGUAGGUAUAUCUAUCAUAACAUUUUGGCGUUAACUGUCAGUGUAAAAUAUUAAUAAUGCAAGUUUAAUAUUAUAAUGUCGUUACACAAUAUUAUUGUAUAUAUAUAGUAAUAAAAAAAAAAAUAUUCAAAAAUAAACAAGGAAAAAAAGAUUGUAAACAUCGGCAUUUGGUAUUCUUUAUUAGGCUAUAAUUCGUCGAGAUGUUUUUUUAAAAUUUGUUUUUUAUAUUAUUUUAUUGUAUUAUAGGUAUACACACACGUGUAUCGUGAUACAUCUUAUCUUAUGAUAAUAAUUUCCAAUGGACAAAAUAUCAUUGUCGGUCGAUUAUUGGGCUGUUGGGCUGUAAUAAAUAAUGAUGCAACAAAAAUUCACAAAAUCCGGACUUUAAUUAUUGUCAUUAUGAUAUAGAAAGUAUGGUGUUAAUUCAAUGUGUAUAAAUAAAUAUGUAUAAUGUAUAUACAUAUAUGUUGAAAUAAAUGUAUAGGUACGUGCAUUUUUAAAAUCAGAAAUAAUAGUUACACGAAAUUAUAUUUUUUCUAGUGAAAAUAGUAAAGAUAUAUUUAUUUAUAAUACAACAUUUAAGUAAAUAUUAAUGUUCUAAUGACGUUAGUAAAUUUACUUAUAAGCAGUAGAAAUUUGUUUCAUAUGGUUCAAUGUACUGCUUGCUUUUAUUCAUUCAAUCUUUUGUUCAAUAAAUGCAUAAUUUAAUACAAUUUCAUCUAAAUUUUCAUAAGCGCGAGAUAAAACGUAUUUCAAUGGCUUGCUGGGGCAAAUUGGUUCAGUCCUACCAAAGUAGGGAUCUCAAAUUUAUUUAUUAUAAAUACGGGAUAUUUCAAAUCAUACUGAAAAUGUAUAUGUGUUGCAACAAACUACGUGGAGGGAGAAGUGUGAUGGUAAUAAGGACGUAGCCUAGCCCUUAAAACUAGUCCGUAACUUAAAAGUUAUCCAAUUAAUUUGAAUAAUUUAUUUUUACUUUUUAGGUAGUUUUUUGUAUCUAAAAUAAUGAUAAAACCAAAACUGACAUACAUAUUAAUAGUUCAAGAAUUUGUCUACAGCGAUACUUAUUACCGAAUCUCAUAUAACGCGUCUACUGCUAGGUGUGCUUGUCGAUAUAGUAAAAAGAAGUAAUAAAAGAAACGAAAAAGAAAAAAACUAAAGUUCUGAUUUUAUUAGUAUUUAUAAUGAUUAAUUUCAAUUUAUGAGGUAGUUCUAAAGCAGCAUAUUCCCUGUUACUUCCCUCACUGUAACUUUCACUAAUAAUUUACAACUUUUUUCAGUCUUUGUAAUUUAUAUACAAUUUAGCAUACUUGUAAAUUGGACAUCUCCACUCUCCAUCUCUUAUCUUAGUUAACAUUUCUACUGUAGAAAUCCUAAUAUUCAUUAUGUGAUUGUCAAUACUUAUUUAGUAAAAAAUUUAUUAAAUGAAAUAUCAAAUAGUAGGAAUAAUAUUUAUCACACAAACAACAGUUCACGUAUUUCCGCGAAGAAAUAGGAAAACAUACGAACAUAUUUUAAACUUUCUGUUUAACGACAAUUUAAAUAAAUUUUUGGUUUAUAAAAAUGUAUCAUAAUAAUAUUACUAUGGUGACUGAAAUGAUACUUUUUCAAUGUUCCGAGUGCGUCCGAAAUAAGGUAUCAACCGAGUGCAUUUUAAGAAAAUAUAUUUUCAACAUAGCUCAAAUGCACCUCAGUUAAUUUAGUGUUACCUAUGAUGGUGCACCACAACUGGCUUACACCCCAAAAAUGUUUGGUUAUUUUAUUAUCUAUUAUUGAUUACACUCAUUAUGGUUGGUUGAAUGUUUUAAAAUCGAUUCAGAAUACGCCAUAGUUUUUGGAGUACUUAUAGUAUUUAAAUAUUUUUGUAUAUGAAAACAUUACAAUUUUUACAUUUGUUUAGAUCAUUUUUGAAAAUUACGGCGCUAUUCACUCAUUCACUAACUUAGUUGCCACACGACUACAAGCCAUACUCCACUGUCUUACUGAGUUUUAUAUCGAAGUUGAAAUAAAGUUUGUUUCCACACUAAUCAGUUUUUAAAUAAGUAUUAUAGCAUCGAUACAACUGGAGACGCAAUUAGACAAUUUAAAAUAAUUUGCCGAUAAAACCACUGACGAACUCAUCUAUGCAAAAGGUAAAAAUUAAAAAUGGUACACCUUCGGGAUAUCCCCUUUCAAUUACCUCCGUCGGCUGGCAACCGAAUCCGUCGCUCCGUGUGAGAUAGCCACAUACGUUAACGGGCACAGUGGCGACAAUAAGGGACUCACCAAAUGUUGGCCGACGAUCUCGGUCAAAACGCGGUUAAUCAGUGUUGUCUAAAAAUCAAUAAAACGUAAUAAAUCGCAGUGCAGUCGAUCGGAUCCGCGUGUAAUUAAUAAUCACUCUAAAAUAAUUGGCAGUAUAACAAAGUAAUGAUACUAUGCUAGUGAACAUUGACAAAACAAGAUAUAUCAUUUUCCAAAAUCAUAAAGUGUUAAAAAACUACGAAAAAAAUCUAAUGAUAAAACGACUUGAAUGUGAGGGUAACCUUGAGUGCCCUGCAGUCUCGAAACAUAUUUUUAUUGAUAUGGUACGAGUCUAUAGCUACUACAUUGUUUAUUGUAUAAUACUAUUUAGGUAGUACAGUAUUGUUAAAAUGUGCGAUGUGCAAACGACUGACCAAAUAUUUUAGCUGUGGAAUUUAUGAUGCUAACGUUAAACUCCGGAAAAUAUUCCGCCCUAAAUAUUAUAAUAUACUUGAAUUUAAAUUUCCGUUAAAAUAAAACGUAUACAAGAUGUUCGUAUAUUAUAUAACAAUACUAUAAUCAAUGCUAUAAGCUAUAUGGUCUUAUAUAAAUUUGGAAAGGAGUUAAUAUAAAUCAAAUUCUCGACCAUCUCGUCACGAAUCUUCCGGUGGAUCCACGUUCAUCAGACAUGGACAACGGUUGAUUCAUCGUCAACGAUGUCAUCUGAAAAUUACGUGAAACGCAGUGUAAUAUAGUUAACCACCGAUCCGUUUCGCUGUCACACGAAAUUACUUGCAUUUUGGAGAUUUAUAACUACAGCUGUUCAAGUGUAGAAAAACAGAGGAACUAGCAAAUAAUAUUACAAUUUUUAGUUUCAACAAAUUUUUUUUUCUUUUAAUAUAAUAUAUAAAGAUAUUAUCUUUAUCACAAAAAAUUACGAUAAUACGCAUCUAUACAACAAGUAAUUAAAUAAAUGACAAAUAUAGUGGAAACAUGAAAAGAAGCUUCAUAAUAGAAGCACCUCGGCUGUAUCAAUAAGUUGUGACGAAAUUUACCUAUGGAUCGUUGACCGAAUCUAAACAAAAAUAUUUUAUCUAGGUCGGGAGUGAUCACUGCAGCCGUAAUAAAGGAAUAAAACAGCUAUAAUGAUAUUAGCCAGGAGGAGAUCCUCGGAGUCUAACCCCCCUCUCCGCCGAAUUUGUUUUAAACAAUUACUAUACUUUGAUUUGGAAAUGGACCCCCCCUCCACAAAUUAAAUCCUAGUUUCAUUUUUGAUAAUGAUCAGAAACUUACGCUACUUGAACAUGCGAGGUACGAAAAACUAAAAGUGCAAAGGACGUUAUAGUGUAUAUUUAUUUACUAUUUUGUCAAAAUGAAAUCCUAUUACGGUGUGGGUACAAUAUACGGCCGUGCAUAAAUAUAAAGACUCCUAAAGACUUACGAUAUUAAUAUUCGGAAACGGGCCAAACAAUAAUUUGAUUUCAUAGCUGCUUAUUAUUCAAGCGUUCCCUGUCAUAGUGUUAUGAUAACUAUACAAUUGGUUCCCGGAUCAGAAAAAAAAAAAUGUACGAGUUGGUUUUCAUUAAAUUAUGUAGCACUAUAAAAUUGUUUUAGUUGGUUCCCGACCGUAAUAAUAGGUAUAAAUAAUAAGUUUAAUCGCGUUUUAUUAGUUACUGGAAAAUUUAGAUUUCAGUAUUUAAUUUUGUAUUGUAAAUAUUUUAUUGGGUUUUAUCGGGUUAGGAAAAUUCCUAUAUAAGAUAUAUUAUAUAGGUACCUAAUUAUGUAUUUCUAACAGAUUGGAUAUGUGCGUGUCUCAGUACUAUUUUAGACAUCAAUCGUGUUUUAAUAUGCCAAUGCGACAGUUUCGUAAAACGUUAUAUUAUACUAUUUGUAAUGGUAUCAAUUAAAAACAUAAAAUAAUGAGCCAACCGAAUUCAUUGUUUUCAAUUAGAGAAGAAGACGCGUGCCUAUUACGCACCCCGCAGUCGUAAAAAUUAUUUCGUUAUUAUUAUACGUAUACGAGCUCCCACAUGCCGCGAUCUCUUCGAUUAAUACACGGGCACAUAUUUUUAUUAUACUAUUAAUAGGUACCUACAUUACAUUAUAUAUCUACAUUAUAGUAUACAGGGUGAUUUUUUUUUUCACGAGAUGGAGAUUUUAUUUGUUCAAUUUCAAGUACCAAAUAAAUAUUUAUAUGUAUUUAUAUUGUUUUUUUUAAUCAUUUAAAACAAUUGUUUAAAAUUUGUAUUUAAAGACUAAUUUCAAAUAUUUAUCCUCAGACUUCGCUCUUUAUAUACAUAUAUGUAUAUAUCAUGUACGUAGUAUUCAUUUUUAGCUUUCAAAUGGCUUUUAAAUUUCGAUGCAAAUUUGAAAAAAAAAAUAUUGAUAUGUGCAUAACAAAUUAAUAUAUCGAAUACACUAUUUAUGAGUUGUAAUUCUUAAAAGUUAUAACCCUUUUAUCCCUACUCUUCCGGUCUAAUAUUUGAACUCAUGAACGGUAAAUCCUGCAAAAUUAUAAAUAGUAUUAGACGUAUUAAAAUUUUUGAUUAAAAAUAUUAUAUUCACAAAUUGUUUUUGAAAAUUAGGGGGGGGGGGUUGAAAAUAUUUGAAAAUCGAAAGUUAAUAGUACCUAUUUAACACAUACUAUAUAUGUAAUACAAUACAUUUAUACUUAUUAUACUUGUAAUUAUUAUAUUAUGGAGUUUACGGUGUAAGGAAUAAGGGUAAAAUUUUGUAAAUAAGAUCGCUAUUUAUUGGUAAAUGAUUUAAAAAACUGAAAAAUCAAAAUCAUCGAUUUUAUUCAAAACAGUCUUCGUAGAUAAUUGCUGGAUCAUGGUUAAAAGAAAAUCACCCUGUAUAUGUACACACACGCACGUAUAAUACAUGGUAAUAUUAAUCAACUCAAUGGCAUUCGGCGGGACUUGUCGCGUGGGGUGAAUACACUGCGGAGUGCACGAAUAUUGUAAAUUGAAAAGACGACGAUAAUAUCUCUGUAUCAAUCCUAUUACAUUUUUUCAGUAUUUUGUUUUUACAGUAUCCAGUGGUUGCACCGUUUUUUUUAACCUGUACGGAAUUCGACGACGGGAGGGAGGAGGGUAGAAACACAACAAUAAAGUGAAUACCUAACAUAAAAUACUACUAUACAACUAGAUAUUUGGGCGUCUUAGAUUACAAUUGGUUAGGAAUUUUCAAUGAUAGGACAUGAAAUAAUAAUAACAAUCAUCAAUAAAUCGCAUUUUUAUAAAAACAUUUUUGUUGACUCUAUACUCGACUAUAUGGCCCUAUGGAAAUUUAAAAAUCGAAUUAAAAAAAAAAAUAUAUACACUUUUUAAUCAAUGAUUCCAAACUAUUCAUUGUAACAAGACUGAAAUACCUAUAUCUUUACAUUUUAAGAAGAAAUUACAAAAUACAAAUCUCAUAAUUGCUGUAAUUCCGCCGUGUGCACUCCACUGUGUAGAUGAGAUAUGUAUGGAUAAAAAAGUAGUUUUCUUCGCAUUUAUACAAAUAUAAUGAUGUCGUCCGGUGAACAUUUCACGGUAUUUAUAAUAACAGUUAUUUUUGUUGAUAUAUUUCGAAUCAAUAUUGGUAGGCAUGAAUACUUAUUAGUUAUUAUUGUUUGAAUAAAUUGAAUUACAAUUAACUUAAGCAAACAUGUCUGACUAAAAAAUAUAUAUCAUUCGAAUGUUAUAUUAUUAUAACAAAACGGGUAAUCAUUUUAUGAUCGGUAGGAAAAAAUGUAAUACUAUAUUUGUUUUUUGAAUAUAAAUGUAGAUAUCAUUACUAUUUUUCAAAUUAUAAUAAUAUAUUCGUGCGUGUAUUCACAAAUUCACAGCGAGCACGAGAAAGUAUGUAAUAACAAAUUAUUGAGUAUAAUGUUAUUCGGCAAAUUGCAUUCCGUUGCGGGUUUAAAAAUAAUAAUAAUAUACACAGUACACCUUAUCAAAUACAAUUAUGACCAAUAUAUUAUAUCGUUAUCGUAUAAUAUGUAAUAUAUAUAUAUUUCCAUCAUCGGAUCGGCCUCGGCGGAUGUUAUAUUUUUUAUAAUAGUUUUUGUUAAAUAUUAUAUUCUCGUAAGUUACAAUUAUAGUUUCUAAAACAAAUUAUGCGACGUAAUUAUAUAGGAUAACAACAUUUUUUUUUUUAUCGAUAUCGACUUUGGUUGCACAAUCGAUAAAGAUAAUAAUAUUAUAUAUCCACAUGAUGUGUAAAUUAUUACCAAUUUCGUAUAUAUAUAUAUACCUUAGGGCAAUGGCAUAUCCAAUAGAAAUCAUUUUUGCUUUUUGAGUGAAUGGGGGAGUUAGUCACAGUUGCCGUUGUAGCUAUCGUCUCUUUGAAAACUUUUGUAUCUAAAUAUUAAUUGUAUAUAACUUUGUAGCUCUUUCUUAAUCGAGGAGAUUAAAAUAAAAAUAUAGUGUGGGAGUCGAGUGUAGCAAAGAUGAGAAUAUUAUGCUUAUAUUGAUGGAUAGCUAUAAUGAGUGAUGAAUAGUCACUAUAUAUUAGUAUAUAAAGAGGACAGUUUACGGGCGAAUUAGGACGAAAUGAGAGAAAGAGAAACAUGUGCGGAAAAAUUCGGGGUGUACGAUGUGGGAGAUCAAGUUAAAUAAUGGAAUUUUAGGACCGAGGUGAUGGCUUACUUCGAAUAAUGUAGUUGCAAAGGAGUCGAUGGGGAUAAUAAGAUUAUUGUUAAAAUAACAAUUAAUUUAUAAUAAUUUUUAAAAAAAAUAAUAAAAUAAAAAUCCUGGAUCUGUGGUCAAAUUCUGUUACUUAUUGACGGGGUCAAUGUGCGUACGUUACUAUCGUUUAUUGUGAUUGCGGCUUGCCAAUGGAAAUAGUAUUUCUCCAGUAAACGACAACGAAACAGCCGUGUUUCGUCCAUUAACGAUAUUUAUGAUGCUAAUGAGAUAAAUUAUACACCCGUAAGUCGAUGUAUACACGUGCGUACGGUACCAAAAAAAAAAAAAAAAUUAGAAAGUGAGAGUGACCGUUACGAAUGAAUUCAACAUACUAAUAUAACGUUGUUAAAACCACUUUAGUACUUAUAAUAAUUAUUUCAUUUAUACGAAUGCAUAGCCCAUAGGUUAAGUACCUAUACUAGAUGAAUAUUGCCGUUAAGCACUAAAACAAGCGGCUUCUUGAGGAUUAUAUCCGUUUGGGAAUAAUUGUUUUUUUUUCUUCUAUUUGAUUAAACAACACAUCCUUGUCAUUCGAACUUUAUUUGUUUUUAAUUUUAUGUGUAUGGCGACCGGAUAGUUAUGUAAAAGUUGGCGGUACAUGAUGUUUAUAAUAUGAAAAAUCGGAACAAAAUGUAGUAAUGUAAAAUAAUUAACGGUCUUUCCAGUAUGCAGUUAGGUAUCCAGUACAAAUUCGAUAAAUAUAAUCAAGACGAGUUUGAAUCAGAGUUUUUUUUUUCACGUUUUCUCGUUUUGCAUUUUUAAGAAAUCUAAUAGUUUUAUUGUUUAUUCGCCAUAUACGGUAUACCAAAUUAAACACUAUAAAAAUACGUGCGCCGUAAUAUUUUUCAAAGUUUACGAAUUAUGGUUUUAAAAAUAUUAUAAUAUUGCAGUAAUUAUACCUAUAGUAUGUAAAAAAUUGUUAAAAUUUUCAACCCAACACCAUCGUAAUGCAUUUACAUAAUUAGUUUAAGUAUAGGUACCUGCUAUUUGACUAUAUCUGAUGACUAAUUCGCUAAAACAAAUAUACAACUUAAUAUUGACAAUACGUAAUAGGAUGUUAUAUAGAAAUGUACUAAUUUAUGGUAGAUAGGUAAUUAUAGUUUUGUAGUAAUAUUAACAUCGUUCAAUGUAUUAAAAAAUAAAAAUAAUUUCUUUGAAUCCUUUCCAAACGAGUAAAAUAUAGCAAGCACUUUAUCUACAGAGCGUAAACAAAUAAUUUUUAUACGUUUUUAAUUAUUAUUCAAGUGAAACGAUUAAUUAGAAUUUAAAUAUUCAGAAUUCGAUAAACUCAUAAAUAUAGCUUGUUUAACCUAAGAUCAAGUAAACGAAUGGCGGGAUAAAAUAAUUAUGAUUUAUCGUAGUCUUAAGGCACGUUCACAAUAUACGUCAUAGAACGUAGGUACUCAUUACACGGAUGAUUUAAUUCUAUAAACCUAUAGACGAGACGGUUACGUUCGACGUAAAUGAUUAAAUAUUUUCGUAUUAGGAAAUGAUUUUUGUUUUUGUAAUCAAUUUAAUAGCAAUACAACAUAAUAGGUAAUCAUUUAUUCAAAACAAAUUUUGAAGGUCAAUGUAACGAGUCGCAUUUUAUUAACAUUCACGAUACUCGUGCAAAUAUAAUAUAGGCAUUACUAAACGUUUGCCAAAUCACGAUCAGCAACAAUCGUUUAGCAUAAUGUAUUAUUUUUUUCUUUCGUACGAACAUGAUGUAUAAUUUAGAAAAUUUAAACUUGUUCUAUAUUUUUCGGUUCGCGCUGACGACUUAGGGUAUUUUGAGAUAAUUUCAAAUGACGUGUAAUUGGUAUAUCUAUUCUUUUUUACUUUUUAUUUCCGACAGGUUGAUACUAUGAAUUUAUAAUGUAUGACAAGAGAAUAAGUCACGUUACUAUUUUUGACGAAUAAUCAUUGUUGAAACUUAAAAUUGUGAAAUGUUUAACUUAACACUUACUAUAAUAUGUUUACAAGUUCACUGCGUUUAGAUAAUUUGCAGUCGGAGAAUUAAUGUAUUUUUAUGAAUUAUAAAUAAAUCAAAAAUUCACUCAAAUAAAAAUCAUUAAAAAAAAAAAAAAAAUGGCAUUUUGUUAUAAUACAUAUGGUAGGCUAGUUUUUUUGUUUUGGACAGAUUGCAAGAGGAGGUCAAACAACAUUAUUGUAUUUGCACUUUUAAAACGCGAAAAUAACAAUAAAUCGCCGCGUUUAAAAAUUAGUUCUGAUUUAUUUGUAUUAUCGGUUCAAUACCAUUUGUGACCUUUUUGUUUAUAAGUACAAAGUCGCUGAACACUAUAUAUUUAAUAAUGUGUAUGGCCUCAAAAAGUGUUUAUCUCGCACUAUGUUCGAAAUUCAAAAUAUGCGCCGAAUGUGCAGAAACAUUAAUAUUAUAUUUUAUUACCCAUUGUGUUUAUUUUCAGAUGUCGUUUUGUACUUACAAACUGUAUUGGUCACGGAAUCUCUUUCGGAACGAGCCGAAAUUCAACGUCGACAACUUUUGGAAAAACUCUCUAACAGAGGAAUAUCGCCGGCUCCGUACAUGGACAUGAAUGGACGAUCAAAAGGUUAGCUUGGGUACCAGUAUUGUUUUUACUUCGUAUACUUACAUAAUAUAUUAAUAUAAUUGUCGCCAAUUCCAAAACUCAAGAUGACAAGAGUGUAAUAUAAUAUAUUCUAUAGCUUUCACUGGACGAAUAAAAUUAAUAAUUCGUAAAAAGUAAAUGGUAUUACCCAGAAGUAAGAAUAACUAUAUAAUAUUAUACAAGAUAUGAAUACAUAAUAGAUAUAUAGUAUAGUUUUCAUUAUUGUUCCGGUGUCGUCUCGUUUCCAUUUCAAUAAUGCAAUUUCAAGGUAAAAUCUUGACACGCUAUGAAAAACCCACUACAUAAUAUUAUACUCUAUGCACAUUUUUUAGGUAGGCCGAUAAAUACCCACGAUACGUCAUAAUAUUUGUAUGCGUAUCUACCGUAUCAUGUCACUUUGAUAAUAAAAUAAUUAAAGACCGGAUUUCAUAUAAAAUGCAUAUUGAUAAUUUCUACGUUAUAAUACAUAUACAUGUACAAUCAGUGAGUGUCCAUAAAUCAUUACUUGAUUGAUUAAUUUACAAAAUAUUGAAUUAUUGAAAUAAAAAACUUUGCGUGUUUUAAAUAUUUUUUGCAUAUUUAGCCACUUCUAAACAGAGGCGAGUAAAAAAGACGGACAUACUUCGCACGAUGGGUGCAGUCACUGUUAUUGGUGAGAAGUUGGGAAUGUAGAAUAAAGAAGGGAAUUUAAUGUAUAUCUGUAAACAACGAUAAAUCAUUACUUACGAAAAAACAAUUCUGGGCGGAGAUCAGUUGAUAUUGAUGCUUUGUCAACAAUAUAUAAUAUGUAUAUUAUGUCAUAUAAUUAAAUAGGCAUUAUAUAUUUUUUUUAAUAAUAUUUGUUUAAUAUUGUAUCCAUUUUCUCGUUUUUCAUACUACUUCCUGGUUUUCCCAUGUUUUUCCCGGUUUUUCAUUUGCUGGGGAAAUUCUUUGGAAAAUCGAAAAAUAACCUCCUUAAAGUACUUUCCUAAGAAAAUUUUCUUUCAGAAAUCUUUCUACAUAGUAUGCAUUAGAGUAAGCUUACUGGUAAAAAAAGUGUUCACAUAAAAAAAAUUAACAUCUUUCUAAAACCAAUACAUUCUUCGCUACACUCAGAAUCUAAAAGUAUAAAUAUACACACCAAAAAGGUGAACAUGGAACACACUUAAAUAACUUUUUGUUUUUCCAACUAAUAUACUACAUUUUUCGUAAUUUUUUCUAAUUAACAAUGUUAAGUUAGAUUACUAAAAUACUAUUUACUUGGUUUUUGAAUGUAUUAAAAAAUUAAAAUUAAAUUUAUUCUUAGUUUAUUGUAUUUUUCAGUUUACAGAUUUUAAUUAACUACCUAAGUAUAAUUUAAAAUGUUCUUACUAAUCAGAUGUAAGUUUUAAAUUUAUGUUCUGUAUAUUUAUGCUAGAUUGUAUAUUUUACUGUUUGUUUACACAAAUUAAAAUAAUUAAUAAUUUACACUUCAAAAUUACGAUACACAAUAAAAAAACGUUAUCAAAAUUUCAAUUUUAUUUUGAAUAUUUCGUAAUAUUUUCUAGCAUAUUUUGACUUUUUUAGUACUUGUUUACAUUGUCUAAAUACUAUCAAAAUCGUUAUAUGUAUUCAUACAAUAUUUAGGGACGGCCAAAGUGUAGCGCAGAUUGGACAUAUUUUGCUCAGGGCCUCGCAUCGUAUUCUUAUAGAUUCCUCACUCCCCAAGUGGGAUAUUUUGUGCUCUUAGGGUAAAUUUUCAGUCACAUCACGUAGGUAUAGUUAGUAAUAAUUAAGGAACGGAUUUAGAAUCCGAAAAAAGUCUUUGAAGAAAUCACUUUUACAAUGAAGUUUAUUUUUUUUUUCUAUGGACAGCUUUUUAAACAGAAAUUUUACUCCAAUUUACAAUAAUAGCAUUAUUUCUAAAAGAAAAUCUGACUGUGGUGGUACUUUCAGGAAGUUAUUUUUAAUUUUCCCAAGAGUUUUUCCAAUAAAUGGGAAAACCGGGAAAGUAGAUACACUAUUAAACAAUUAUUAUUAAAGAAAAUAUAUAAUGCACAUGAAAUUAUUUUACCAUAAUGUGACAAAUAUAUUGUUGACGAAACAACACUAUUAACCGAACUCCGCUCUGAAUUGUUUUUUGUUAGCAAUGAUUAAUCGUUGCAUAUACAGAUAUACAUUAAAUUUCCCCUCUACAUUCCCAACUUCUCACCUACAAUAUUAGCCCACCCACGUGCGAAAUAUUUUCAUUUUUUUUUUUCUUAUUCUGUUAUAACACUUUUUGCUCUUUUUCAUUUCUAGAUACCUAAAUAUUUUUUAUAAAUAUCACUAGGGCUCAGAUUUUAUAGCAUUUUCUAAUUAUUACAGGAUAAAGAUAAAAAUAACAUAAUGAUUUAUUUUUUAUUUUUCAUAAAUAGUAGAAAAAAUCUGUAAUUUGUAAUUUAAUUCAUAAGAAAAAUAUUUAAAAUUUUUGUUUCAUAUUAUAAUUUUUUUUUAAGUAACCUCGCGUAUUGAUCAAUCGAACAGUAUACAUUUAUGAAUUCGUAUCGGCUGUAUUUAUAUGUUUAAAAAAUAUUAUAUUGAAAAGAAUAAGUAUUCAGAGAACAAAACACAUAUUACAUUAUUAUGUACAAAUUUUAAUUUCAUAGAGAGGAAAACCAUUUAUUAUUAUUGUUCUACGGAAAUGGCUUGAUAACAAUAAUAUAUAAUAUAAUAUUAUAAUAUAUUUAUUUAGUAUACUAUAUAGAGUACCUACUAUUCACUUUUAUCAUCAUAGAGUAUACUGUACAAAUAUUUGCGUUUUUAGUAUUGUCUAUUAAAAAUUCAAAUGAUAUUAAUUGAAUAAUUGUAUUACAUGUAAAUCAUUGUAUUUAAAGAAAACUUUUUCAUUUUUCAUUUUUCACGUGCAUAAGCGCGGCACCUAAAUAAGGAAUCCAAGACACGUGGCCCGGGUCAUAAAAACGCAUAUUAUAUUGUGUACUUUAUUGCAUACUGAUUAUACCUUUAUUUAUAUCAAUAUCACAUAAGUCAAAUUGUAUUGUGUUAAAAUAAAAAAAGACAUCGUAGGAUAAUGGGGACGGUUGCAGCCACUGUUAUAGGUAUUUUAGUGUAUAUCUGUUAGCAACGAUUAACCAUUACUAACGAAAAAACGAUUCUGAGUGGAGUUCAGUUAAUAGUGAUGCUUUUUCAACAAUAUAUAAUAUAUUAUAUUAUGAUAAAAUAAUUGAAUAGGCAUUAUAUAUUAUUUUUAAUAAUAUUUGUUUAAUGUACCGAUUUUCCAGUUUUUCCUAUGUUUUUCCUGGUUUUCUAAUGUUUUUACCUAGUUUUUUACAUUUGCUGGAAAACUUUUGAGAAAAUAGAAAAAUUACUUCCCUAAAGUACUUUCCUAGUAAAAUUUCCUUUUAGAAAAACUACUAUCAUUAUUAGUCUGAGCAAAAUCGCUGGUAGAAAAGUUGUCUACAGAAAAAAAAAAUCGUACUAUUUUACAAAUAUUAUAUAUUCCCGUUUUUCCUCUGUUUGUUUUGACUUUUCGCAUUUGAUGAGGAUACUCUUGAGAAAAUUGAAAAAUGACAAAUAUGGUACAAUUAUAAAAAUUAAAAUAUAAUAAUAAUUAACUAAUAUAAAACAUGUUGCGGUGUAUAAUAAUAAUAUACAGAAUCAUUUUUUUUUUAUUUAGAACCAACAAUGGUCUUGGAGGAUUUUAAGUGAAUAUGUUUUUUUUUUUUUUAAUUUUUGUGGAAUAUUUUAAAACCAUUUUUUCGCCCCUAUUCCAUAUGCCUUAAAUAUAAGUACAUACUUUUGUUUUUUAAAUAGGAAUUCCCUCUUUUUGAACACAGAUUCGAAUAAAAAAUAUUUUUUUAGAAAUGUUCGUAUGCAUAACUCGAAUAUCAGAUUUAUCGUUUAUGAGUUAUAUUUUUUUUAUAGAUCAACUUACAGAACACAUAAUAUACCUGAAUAGACGUAAAAUGUCCAGAAACAUUUUUUUUUUUUUUGUUAUCUUGUAAAAAUGCUCGGUUAACUACAAAUCUUACAGAUAAUACUUAUAAAAAAUUAUCUAUAAACCUCGUGUUAAGUAAACAACAGUAAGUACUUAUAUAAUACCAUUUAUUGUUUUCAUUAUCAGGUUUGAUAAUGAAAUCCAACAGCUUCGCGUGUCUUCAUCAGCAGGCGGCAUACGAAGAACUGUGCACAAACCAGCCGAUCUAUAACAACGAAGUCGAUAUUCUCGAUUACGAACCUUUUACUACUUGCAACAGUUACAGCCCGACAAAACCAUUGAACGGCAAACGGCAUAGCGCACCCAAUGGCCGCGGUGACAGCGCUUUGUCGAUGGGGUCGCUAAACAAGUCCACGAUGAACGGCAGUAGUAUGAGCAGCAGAUCGAACAGCGAUUCAUCCGAGUGUUCCAAGAGCGAGGUAAUCUACGUGUCCGCGAACGCGGUCAAGUAUUCGGCGAGCAAAUACGGGGCAUUGAUGAAGCGCGAGAAAAUACUGUUCGUCGACCACACGAGAAAAUACUGGGCUGCCGUAUUGUCGUCCACUAUGUACGUGUACAAUGGCGAAAAAGAGCUCAAACCCUGUCAGGUCGUGCAUCUUGAAGGGUACACGGCCAGGGACGCCAAUGGGUCGAGUGGUAACCGAAACAAGGACUGGACAUUCGAAGUCGUGUGUCCUGGUAAAAAAACAUAUCAGGUACUUAUACAUUUAUAAGUUAUAGCUAAUUAUUAUAUUUAAUAAUUAAGUUAUAUUUCCGGGUUUAAACAAUAGAAAUCAAUAUGAAAUAAAUUCGAUUUAACAUACUUCUCCAUUCCCAUUAUUAACCCUAUCGCAGUUAAUCGCGGUUGUUAUCCAGUAGUUAAUCUUUUCAAAAGAGUACUUUCAUUAAGGAUUUACCAAUUUUAAUUUAUAACUUCGAAAAUAACAAAUUUUUCUUCCUUAGAGGUGGAUUUUUUUAAACAUUUUAAUACACGUGUUUUUGAAUUUCUAAACAAAAGACCGAACAUUAAUUUUUAUGAAUCUUUUAUAAAAAAAUGGCUGAUUUUCAUGUGAACUUUCAUUUCCUAUUUUACCCCUUGAGGGCUUUAUAUUAUCUUAUUUUUCUAAUAAAACAAUGAUUUGUAUUGUCUUGUCUGAAAUAUCAGUUGUCGUCAUAGAGUUUUCUUUACUACAAUAAUGAGGAGUAGUAGGUAUUUAAAAAUAUUCGGCCCACCCGCCGAAGGUAACCUUUGUUCCAUAUUUAUAGAUUAUUUUCUUUCAUUUUCUCUUUAUAAAGGUCUAUUCCUGUCACUUCAUAUGUUCGUGAUAAGCUGAUUGUUGUCUUCAUAAAGUUUUUCCUUGACUUGACAUCAUUUUUACACAAGGGAUAUUCUAUGUCGGAUUCAUUUUUUGUUUUCUCUACCCUUACUGAUAGAUACCUCUCAUUGUAUAUUUGAGGAUGCUAUCCCACAUAACACUUGUACUUUCCCGACUGGGAUUACUUAUUUUUAUAACACGUGUAACUUAUUCCGUAUUAUUACUAUCUUUUGUAUUAUCGCACAUUGCAGUUUAUAGCUCAAAAUCAAAAUGACAUGCACUCCUGGAUCGAAGCCAUUAACAGUUCCAGCAGUAAACCAUCCACUCCGGAAAUUGCACUCUCGCCGUCACCCAUUUGUUUCAAACAGGACCUGUUGCCUAACCGAGAACUUCCCGUCCCGCCAGCCGCUGACGAUCGUACCAUACAGGAUUAUUGUUACGACAAGCCCAAUCCAAUUAUCAGGCCUGUAAAUCUGUACGAAAACGCUGUGGACGAAGUGGACACCGAGUCCAUUUAUCAGUUUAUCGACGAAUCCAAACGCGAAAAUGACAUUAUUUUACCAAAGGUUCACGUCACUAUAAUUGUUGUGGUUAUUAUUAUAAAUAGUGUUAAUUCGAUAUUAUUAUACAGAUUGACAAACAGUUUUGGGAUGGCGACACGUCCUAUUACAACAUCCCUAGUAACAUACCUGUGCCAGUACAGACCAAAGAAGACGAUAAUAACAACAACGACUACGAUGAUUAUUUCUCCGAAAAGGAAGCCAACUACGAUAUUAUAACAAGUACGUUUUCGGGAGUUCUUUGCUAUAUAAUAAUAAUAAUAAUAAUAAUAAUUUUUAUCCGCUUUGAUUUCAGAUGAAGAGUGUGAGGUGAUUGCGGACCCUGUUUUGGGCGUUCAGCAAAUAAUCCAAAAGAUUGAAGAGAUUAACAACAAAACGACAUUACCGUUUUUAAGACGAAAAUCGCAACCGAUAAAGAGCAAUAGUCUAAUAAGAAACUCUACCCCAGUGUACACCGCUGCGGACGAAUUUUACGAGCCCAUGAAAGUGACGAAGAACAUACCCAAUAAUGCCGUUGUCAGUUCCCAAUCUUUCCGGAAAUCUCGUUGAAGUGAUGCCAAUAUAUUUUUUCUUGUUGUGGAAAAAUAUUCUCAUUCUACGAUAUCGUCAAUUGUCAUCGACCACUUUUGUUUAAUUUUCUUAAACGUUCGACGGCUCCAUUGUGUAAUAUUUACACAAUACAUACGCAUUUAAAAACUCAACUACUGCGUGAUUGUAAUGAACUUACGUCAAAUCAUUAUAAUAAAAAAAAGUCACUCAAGAAAUUAUUAGAAUUUUAAUAAUUUUAAUAGGUAUUCUAUCUUAAAUUUAAAAUUAACUUUCUCCUAUUUUGACAAGUCUGCUUAUCGGUAGAAAUCCUGUUUAAAAACCGAACAUUAGGAAUUUAGAAUAUUAACAUUGUAUAUGUAUAAAACCAAUUAAACAUGAAAUGCUACUUUUAUGUUUCUAGUCUGUAGGUUUUAAACAAUUAUUUUUAUUUUGUUAAUAAUUUUUUUUUUUUAAAUAGUUUUUAGAUUGAAAGUUUUGAUAACCUACAUGAAUAUUAUCAGUUAAUUAAUUAAUUAUUUAUAAUUAUUUUUUUUUUUUUUAAUAUAAAUAAACAUAAACAAAAAAAACUAUACAUUCCGAGUUUAAAUAAACUGUACAAUAAUAAAUUAUUGUCAGAUCUCUUAUAUUUAUGAUCUUAGGGUAGGCCACCCUAUACAAAUAUGUCAUAUGCUUGUCCGUCCUUUGAUAAUAAAUCAUUCAUCAAACAAGGUUAAUUCAUAUUGUGACUUUUAUUUUUGUUACUCAUCCGAUAAUAUCUUACAGUAGGUACCUAUAUGUUUAUAUACUAUUUAAAGUAUUUAAAUUUUAAAACUGUUAUGAAUACAAACAACAAUAACCACCAUUUAUUAAUCAAACGUGUUAAUGUAAAAUAUUCAAUAUAGUAAUUUGUGUGAAUUAAUGUAUUAUAAUAUGUAAGUAUAAUAUAAGCAAUUAAUUUAAAUUAAAACUCGUUUUACUUUUUAUAGAUGUUCCAUAUUGCUUUGCUUAAU
Cinara cedri is the source of this 37389-nucleotide messenger RNA. The record is from the annotation of a GenBank genome assembly. NCBI's taxonomy places the organism in Eukaryota, Metazoa, Arthropoda, Insecta, Hemiptera, Aphididae.